AUGUGGAGACGAGCGCUGCCGUCACCGUCUUCAUUCUCCGGCCGAUCCGCCACUCCAGGCAUCGCCGCGAGAUUCUUCUCCUUCGCCUCUUCACAGCCGCCGCCCUCGACGACGCCCUUUCCCGUUUCCUCUUCUCCGAGGACCACCACUCUCUUCUCCUCAGGUAUUCCAAUUCGAGUCCUCCAGCUUUUAUCGACUGCUAGCUGGUUCGUUAGCUUUGUUUUCCCCCCCUUCAUCAACGAGAUUGAGCUUGCGUCAGGUAAAAUUCCGAAGACCAAGGUUGAAAAUGUGAUGCCGAUCGCUACCGGACACGAGCGAGAGGAACUCCAGGCCGAUCUUGAGGGAAGGAACAUUUUAGAGAUCAACUAUCCCGUCGGUCCUUUUGGUACAAAGGAAGCUCCUGCUAUUGUGAGGUCUGUUUAUGACAAACGAAUAGUUGGAUGCCCCGGUGGCGAAGCAGAAGAUGAGCACGAUGUGGUGUGGUUCUGGCUGGAGAAAGGCAAGCCUUACAACUGCCCUGUCUGCUCCCAGCAUUUCAAGUUGGAAGUGAUUGGCGAGGGAGGCUCGCCCGAUGGCCAUGGAGAUGAUCACUAA
This is a messenger RNA of Linum tenue, 594 nucleotides long. NCBI's taxonomy places the organism in Eukaryota, Viridiplantae, Streptophyta, Magnoliopsida, Malpighiales, Linaceae. The record is from the annotation of a GenBank genome assembly.